Molecule: messenger RNA, 2286 nt
Organism: Closterium sp. Naga37s-1
Lineage: Eukaryota; Viridiplantae; Streptophyta; Zygnematophyceae; Desmidiales; Closteriaceae
Source: the annotation of a GenBank genome assembly
AUGCGCAUGCGCGGGAAGGCGAGGAGGAAACGCGUGGAGGCGAGAGUCGCACGCGCGGGGAGGCGAGAGGAGCAGGCGCGGGGAGGCGAGAGGAGCAGGCGCGGGGAGGCGAGAGGAGCAGGCGUGGGGAGGCGAGCGGAGAACGCGCGGCAAGGCGAGAGGAGGCCGCGCGUGGAGGCGAGAGGAGGCCGCGUGGUGAGGCGAGAGUCGAGCGCGCGGGGAGGCGUGAGGAGGAAGCGCGGGGGGAAAGCGAGAGGAGAGCGCGGGGAUGCGAGAGGAGCACGCCCGGGGAGGCGAAAGGAGAAUUCGAACCGGGAGGCGAUAGGAGCAGGAAUGGUGCUGUGCUCUCCCCUGCCAGCCAUGCCCAUCUUCCCUGACCAAUUCCGUGUAACCACCUACAGGGCUGGUUACCACUCCUCAGACGCCCUAUCGAUCUGCAGUCCGCUGUCCUCCCUUGAGAUUGUGAGUGCAACCAAUCUGCCAGUGCUGUUCGCCUGCAAGUCUGCCAGCACGAGGGGAGUAGCGUCUUCAGGAAUGGGUGAGAAGCGGGGGAUAGCAGCAGCGCAUGCAGCACGGGAAGGGAUUGGGCUGUGGGAGAGAUUUCUUAAGUCCACUCGUGCGGACUUUGCAGGACUGCAGAGGCACGUGGUGGACGUGAGCUUGCAGAUGGAGCAGUUGCGGGAGGAGAACCAGAGGCUCAGGGAGGCGCUGCAGCAACAGCAGUCUGCACAGGUCUUGGAGGUGCGGGAGGGUAUGGGGGAGGAGGAGGAGGCGCAGGGGAGGGAGGAGGUGCAGCGAGAGCUCUGGGAGGAGAACAACCAACUACAGGCGUCUCAUGCUUCUGAAGCCUGCGCGGAUUCUGAGGCACCUCAAGAAGCACCGCUGGGAGGGAGCAGCGACCUCAAUCCUUCUGAAGCUUCAGAGGCUUCUGAGGCUUUUCAGCCUUCAGAGGCUUCUGCGACUUCAGCGGCUUCGGAGGCCUUAAAUGCGGGUCAAAGGACACUGGUGGAGGAGAACCGGGAGCUGCGGGAGAGGGUGGAGGAGAGGGAGAGGGCUGUGAGGGCGGCUCAGAGCACUUCGGACGCUCUCGCCAGUGAGCUGGCAGCAGCGCAGUCCCAGUUGUCAGCAGCGCAGCAGCAGGCGCAGUUGGAGAGAGAGGGGCGGCAGAGGCUGGCGGGGGAGCUGGCUUCCAUGCAGGCGCUGCUGCUGCAGCAGAUGCAGAUGGUGGCGGAACAGAAGGAGCUCAUUGCAAGGCUCCUUGAGCGUCAGCAGCAUCAGGCUGACGUUUUAGAGCCAGGAGGGUCAGGGACAGUGGGCCAAGGGGCAGUGGGCCAAGGGGCAGUGGGCCAAGGGGCAGUGGGCCAAGGGGCAGUGGGCCAAGGGGCAGUGGGCCAAGGGGCAGUGGGCCAAGGGGCAGUGGGCCCAGGAGCAGUGGGAUCAGGGGUUGUGGGAUCAGGGGUUGUGGGAUCAGGGGUUGUGGGAUCAGGGGUUGUGGGAUCAGGGGCAGGGGAAUCAGGGACAGGGGAAUUAGGGUCAGGGGAAUCAGGGGCAGGGGAAUCAGGGGCAGGGGAAUCAGGGGCAGGGGAAUCAGGGGCAGGGGAAUCAGGGGCAGGGGAAUCAGGGGCAGGGGAAUCAGGGGCAGGGGAAUCAGGGGCAGGGGAAUCAGGGGCAGGGGAAUCAGGGGCAGGGGAAUCAGGGGCAGGGGAAUCAGGGGCAGAGGGAUCAGGGGCAGGAGGGUCACAGAAACGGAAGGAUAAGAAGGAGAAGAGGGAGAGGAAGGAACGGAAGGAGAGAGAGAGGCAGGAGAGAAAGGAGAGAAAGGAGAGGGAAAAAAGGGAGAAGCGGGAGAAAGGGGAGAAAGGGGAGGAUAGGGAGGAGAGGGAAGAGAGGGAGGGGAGGGAGGGGAGGGAGGAGAGGGAUGAGAGGGAUGAAAGGGAACAGGAGCAGGUGGAGUGCCUUGACAGGAAGGAUGCACGAAGAGCAGAAGUGGAAGGAGUUCAGAGGAGUGCGGAUGGCAGAAAGCGAGGUGACUGGUGUGAUGAAACAGGUGGUGCGGACUAUGGUGAGGGGGAGCGAUGCAGAGGUGGGGCAGAAGAGGCAGCUGCAGCCGUGGAGAGAAAAAGAGAGGAGCACAGAGGCCCUCAGAAUUUUCGAGGCUCUGGGCGUUCUGGAAGGCAGGGCAGGCGACAAGCACUAAACGGAGAUGUGGCAAGUGUGGGGAGGGUUGAGGAGGGUGAGGAGGGGAAGCCGGUGAAAGCAACGGAAGGGUCAAUGGGCCUGCAAUAA